AUGAGGGUAGCAGUCGGCCAAUACCUUUUCUUCCUAUUCUUUUUAGUUGUUCAGCACUGGGAGGCGGGAUUUUCGUCUGCAACAGAGAAUGUGGCCGCGCCCGUAUCUUCUCCGAAGGUCUCUGCUGGUGCCCAAUCUCCACGGGCAGCGGAUGCGCCACAGCAGCCUUUCGCCGCUGCUCCAACAAAACCCGAACAAAAUGAACGCAGCACAGCAGCCGCUGUAGAGAAGGUGGCGACACCGGCUGUCUCAAGGAAGCCAAAGGCUGCUGCUGCCCUAUACGGCCUCCUCACGCUUCUUUUCUUGGGCCUCUCUCUGUACUCCGUUAGUUGGGAGGAAGAAUUAGAAGAAAGCGACGACGACGAAGGCGAAGGGGAUGGCGCUGAGUAUCGAUCCAUAUCAAAGAGGAGUGUAUCCUACGAAGAGGCGCGUCCUGAGUACCCCUGCAAGCGCACCUAUGCGUCUCUGCUUCCUAUUCUCUCAUCUAUAUACAUUUAA
Messenger RNA from Eimeria maxima, 498 nucleotides. RefSeq lists its product as hypothetical. The coding region runs from base 1 to 498 and encodes 165 amino acids. The transcript has 3 exons. The record is from RefSeq and is a predicted model, not a curated record. Lineage: Eukaryota; Apicomplexa; Conoidasida; Eucoccidiorida; Eimeriidae.